Molecule: messenger RNA, 1074 nt
Organism: Leptosomus discolor (cuckoo roller)
Lineage: Eukaryota; Metazoa; Chordata; Aves; Leptosomiformes; Leptosomidae
Source: RefSeq, a predicted model, not a curated record
AUGAACAAGACCAAGGGAGCUUUUGAGAGCACAGAGCUUUGGAGCCCAGGUCACAUGCAGAGCACCUCCUUCACCAGUGUGGCAUCACCAUUUGCAUUUGGCCAGCAAAUGACAGACAAAGCCCUGAAUGUGAUCCUUAUUGUGGUCCUCUUUGUCAUCAUGGUCUCUCUGGGGUGUACGAUGGAGAUAGCCAAGAUCACAGCUCACCUCAGAAAACCCAAAGGCAUGGCGAUUACCGUAACGGCUCAAUAUGGCAUCAUGCCCUUGACAGCAUUCAUAUUGGGCAAGCUCUUCUAGCUGGGUGCUACAGAAUCCCCAGCCAUCCUCGUCUGCGGCUGCUACCCAGGGGCAAACCUCUCCAACAUCUUUAGUCUGGCACUGAGAGGGGACGUGAACCUCAGCAUUGUAAUGGCCACAUGCUCAAGGGUCCUGGCAAUCGGACUAAUGCCUCUGCUUCUGAACCUUUACUCGGGAGGACUACACAAGGGUGAUUUGGAGAGCAAGGUACCUUAUAAUGGCAUAAUCACCUCGCUGGUGCUAAUGCUAAUCCCUUAUGCCAUCAGCAUCAUCUUGAAUUAGGAGAAACCACAGUACACUGGCUUUACCAUCAAGGCAGGGAUGGUUGUGUUUCUGCUGUCAACUGCUGCCAUAAUCGUUCUGUCUGUGGCCAAUGUCGGAAGUGGUAUCAUAGUCGUCUCACCAUCGCUCCUGGGAUCAUCUGCCUUGAUGCAUUUUAUUGGAUUUCUUUUGAGUUAAGUCUAUAAUCUGUUUAACUUUUCCUCUUUCAGAUGCAGGCGGACAGUGCGCAUGGAAACCUGCCAGAACAUACAGCUUUGCUUGACUAUCCUCAAGGUCGCAUUCGCCUCAGAAGUCUUCGGCCCCCUGUACUUCUUCCCACUACUCUACUUGCUGUUCCAGCUUGGAGAGGGACUUUUGCUCAUCUCGGUCUUUCGGAUCCGUGACAGAAUAAAGAAACCAAACAGCAAGUGCAGCUUUGCUCUCGUAUUUCUUGCGCUUUCCACUCCAAACCAUAUACACUUGCAAUACAACUACCAACAAAUCGCUGCUUCCUAG